Molecule: messenger RNA, 3958 nt
Organism: Lates calcarifer (barramundi perch)
Lineage: Eukaryota; Metazoa; Chordata; Actinopteri; Centropomidae
Product: SRSF protein kinase 3
Exons: 16
Coding region: 387-2180 (597 amino acids)
Biological process (GO): spliceosomal complex assembly; regulation of mRNA processing; protein phosphorylation
Molecular function (GO): protein kinase activity; ATP binding
Source: RefSeq, a predicted model, not a curated record
AAACUAAGUGAAGCGUAGCCGUCAUUAAUAUUAUUGAUUACAUCUGUGGUUUUCCUGCCAUGAUAAGUCAAAAUGUCUGCCACUACAUCCCUGGUUUAACUGCAGCCAGGAGCUUUUUCUGUCAUAUCUCUAUCUGUAACAAGUACAUAUAAAUGGUCAGAAAUACUGAAACACAGAGGAAAAGGGCAUAUUCUGUGUAGACACACGAAGCAGAAGAACACAGCACGCGGACCGAAGGGCUCUGCUGUUCUCGUGCCAGGCUCGUAUAAUUUCCCGCGUUACAAACAUAAGAACUGGAUAUAUCACUUACAGGCUUUCUCCCUGAGUGUUGCUGUCACCUGGUCCCACCUGCAGCUGUGCUCGAACUCAUCAGGCUCCAGUUAAACAUGUCGUCAUCGUAUGCAGCUGCUAUAUCAGCCCUUCUUACGGCCAGCUCUUCUAAUUCACCCGUGAAACCCAGCCCUCACUCCUCCCCAGGCACAACAGGGAGUCCUAAACCCUCCCCCCAGCCCAACGAACCACCUCACACUCCUCCCGCCGUGCAGAUACAUCCUCAUUCACCUGAGCAUCUGGGGUCUUAUGAGGAGCAACAAGAGAACCCUGCAGACUAUGGCAUAGGUGGUUAUUACCUUGUUGAAAUUGGAGAGAUUUUUGUUGACCGUUACCAGGUGGUCAAAAAGCUGGGAUGGGGUCACUUCUCUACUGUGUGGCUCUGCUGGGAUAUGGUGAAAAGGCGUUUUGUGGCUCUGAAGGUGGUGAAGAGUGCUCAAACAUUCACAGAGACGGCACUGGAUGAGAUCAAACUUCUGAAAUGUGUAAGGGACAGUGACCCCAAAGAUGCUAAACGAGAGAGAAUUGUGCACCUCAUUGACGACUUCAGGGUCUCGGGAGCAAAUGGAGAACAUGUGUGCAUGGUUCUGGAGGUGCUUGGCCACCAGCUGCUUAGGUGGAUCAUCAAAUCCAACUACACUGGCCUCCCCCUGCCCUGCGUUAAGAGCAUCCUCAGACAGGUUCUGCAGGGUUUAGAUUACUUGCACACUAAAUGCAAGAUUAUCCACACAGACAUCAAGCCAGAAAACAUCCUCCUAAGAGUGGACGAGGUUUAUAUACAGAAACUCGCGGCCAACACCAAGCUGUGGCAGCUGCCAGUGUCCUCUGCUAUCACCAGCUCCUCAGUAAACAGAGGCUCCAGAGAAAAACCGAGUUUGUCCAACUUUUUGGGGAAGCUGACUGGAGUUUUCCACACUCUCGGGGAGUGGUCCAGCAAGGUCUCCAGGAGCCCAAUUAACCGAUUGACGAGGAAAGACAGGAGUCGACGAGGGCAGGAGAAUAUAUCUGAUGACAAACAAAGGGACAAACCUCAUGUGUCGUUUUCUGAUGUCACUCCUCCCUCUAGCACCCAUAGCUCCACCUGUCACUCUAAGCUCACAGGUCCUAACCUCACAUUAAGGAGGCAGACCCUGCUGUUGGAGGAUGGAGUGGACUUGGCUCCACACAGCCACAGAGAUUCCAUCUGCUCGUGGCCAGACCUCAAUACAGAUGCUCCUGGCUCUGGCUCCAGAUCAGUUAUAUUACAUCAGACUGCGGACAAAGAGCCACCUCCACCCUCACCAUCCUCACCUUGUGGUACCAAUGACUCUGAUCUACCUCUAGACUUGCUGAAGCCACAGAAUGCUGAUAAAAUCCUCAUUAAGAUUGCUGACCUGGGCAAUGCCUGCUGGGUGCACAAACACUUCACUGAAGACAUCCAAACAUGUCAGUACCGCUCCAUAGAGGUCCUGAUCGGUGCAGACUACGACACACCAGCUGACAUCUGGAGCACCGCCUGCAUGGCUUUUGAGCUGGCCACAGGGGACUAUCUCUUCGACCCCCAAUCAGGAGCCAAAUUCUCCCGAGAGGAAGAUCACAUUGCCCACAUCAUUGAGCUACUGGGACCCCUCCCAUCCCAGUUUGCCCUUUCAGGGAGAAAUUCCAAACGAUUCUUCAACCGUAAAGGACAACUGCGACACAUCUCAAAGCUCAAGCCAUGGAGCUUGUGCGAAAUCCUACAAGAUAAGUACGAGUGGCCGCGGGAGGAAGCUGUCCAGUUCAGCUCUUUCCUCUCAACCAUGUUGGAGCUGCUGCCAGAGAAACGAGCCACAGCUGCCCAGUGUCUGAAACACCCCUGGAUUGCCUCCUAGACACAUUGGCCCUGUAUCGUUCAGAGCCCAGUGGACUAGCUCUCUGUUCAGGAGCAGACUCAAACUUACCGGAUGUGACAUGGGACUUGAGUCAGCUGUGGGAGUAGUCUGGUGCUGGCAUCAUGAGCACAGCUUUCAUAAAUAUUUAACAGCUUGACUAAGAGCCUUUUCCCAGUGGGCUAGUUUGGUCUUUUAGUAUUUAAAUGGCCAUCACAUCUAAAAAAGGCAUAGCAAUGACCAAAGAGAAGUUUUGUCUUACUGGAAAAGUGCCUUCUAACAUGAUGACAAAGGUCUUGAGUUUUAAUGAACUGAAAUAAGAUUGGUUUUAUUCUCCAGUGGUUAUUUAUUUUAAGAGGUACAGUGGCUUCAGAAACUAUUCAGACAUGGUCACUUUUUACUUUAUUGUGUUGUAGAUGUAAUUGUAAGUUGAUAAAAUGGCAGUUUUGCCUAUCAAUCUACAGUCAAUAAUCCAUAAUGACAAAGUGAAAAUGUGUUUAUUUAAAUAAUAUAAUACAUUUAUUUAAAAUUCUCUCAUUUACAAAAAAAUGUAACCCCCCACCCCCACCCCCCUCAAAAAGCAGUUUACCCCAUUCAUCCUGGCAGAUCGUCUCAAGGUCCAUCUGAUUGGAUGGGAAACAUCUGUGAACUGCCAUCUUUAAGUCUCUGCACAGAUGUUCUAUGGGGGUUAAAUCUGAGCUUUGGCUGGGCCAGUCGAGGACUGUCUGAGACUUGCCCCCAAAGCCACUCCGGCGAUGUUUUGGCUGUAUGCUUCCGGUCAUUGUUGUGCUGAAAGGUGAACUGUCACCCCCAGACUGUGGUCUUGUGCACUCUGGAGCAGGUUUUCUUCCAGGACUUAUGUAUUUGGCUCUCUAUUAUUAAUCCUUCCCUCAAUUCUGACCAGUCUUCCAUCACUUUACUAUAAAGGCCUGAUCAAUAGAGUGCUCCUGAGAUGGUUUUCCUACGUCUGCAGAAGUAAUCUGAAUCUCUGUCAGAGUGAGCUUUGGGUUCUGGUUCUGAUCAAGGCCCUUCUUCUCAGUUUGCCUGGAUGGCAGAGUGCCUAGGAAGAGUCCUGGUGGUUCCAAACUUCUUCCUGCUCACAAUUAUUGAGGUCACUGUGCUCUUGGGAACACUCAAAGUUUUAGAAAUGGUUUCAUUCCCUUGCUCUGAUAUGCCUCACCACAACUUUAUUACAGAAGUCUACAGAGAGUUCCUUGGAUUUGGUCCUUCUGUCUCAAGAAAGAUCUUUACAGCAGCAUGAGAGAUUUCAGUUUUUUAGUUUAUUUUUAAUACAUUAAAAAAAUGUUUUCACUUUGUCCUUGUGGAUUAUUGAGAAUAGACUGAUGGGCAAAAUGGCAGUUUUAUGCAUUGAAAAUUACAUCUACAACAAAAUAAAGUGAGCUAAAAGUGAAGGGAUCUGGAUACUUUAUGAAGAUACUCUAAAUCAAGACCUCACCUUGAAGAACUAUUUCAAAUAUGCAGAAAAGCUUGCAGCAAACCAGUCGGAAGUAUGAGAUGGAUUUACUUAGACUGCACUCAGUCUCUGAAAUGUUAACUUGAAAGAUGACCUUGUUGACUCACCACAAAAAAAGCCAGUUGAGAUGUUGAUUUAUUAAAAAGAAACUGCACUCUGUGACAAAAACCUCUUUCUAGGUGAAAUGGAAUCAAAAUGGAAAUCAUUCACCAAAAUGGAGAUCAUUCACUAAAAAUAAGUCUGGAAAAAAUUAAUAGUGUCACUGAGAAUUCACUCUGAUAAACUAUUAAAUGCCAAACAGAAUUUA